CCUAGCUGCCGUAUUGGUUGUGCAACGGCCACGCCAAGAACACUUCACUUCUUCCAUCCCUACUCUCCAGUCAUGAUGACCAUGGGAUACUUCUGGGCGCCGAGGCGGCUGUACGGGAGGAAGUGCUCGGACAGGGAACUCAACGUCAACGGUGAAAGCCUGCACGCCGGCCUGUUCAUGGACCCCGCGCCGGACGAGGUGCCCAAGGGGUACUUCGCGGUGUACGUCGGCGCGGCGGCAAGGCGGUUCGUGGUGCCGACGAGCUACCUCCGCCAGCCGGCGUUCCGGGAGCUGAUGGAGCGCGCGGCCGAGGAGUUUGGCUUCAACCAGGCCGGCGGUCUCCGCAUCCCCUGCCGGGAGGAGGAUUUCCAGGCCACGGUCGCCGCACUCGAGGUGCGGCGCCGUUGGCGACGGCCGAGGAGCGGGGGCAAGAUGAACGCGGCGGUCAAGGCUUGGUAGAUCGACAUGCUGAUUUCAGAUGUAGGAGAACACAUUUCUUUUGGUUCUUUGGUAUUGUAGAGCAGUGCAUGCUGCAGUAUAUAAAUGUUACGACAUGGUAAUCCUGUUCUGUAUGGAAUGUGAAACUAGCAUGGCAUGAAAGAAGAGAACAGAUUUUGGAAAGUCUGGAUCUGUACAUUCUUGUGACAGGCAGUCACAGGAAAAUUUAGCUAGAGAACACUUGGUUCCCUCUUCCCUGUGUGCUAGUUUUGCAAAGGCUAUAACCCGUUUCCGUUUUCCUUUUCCUCUCUUUUUGAAAACGUUAGC
Messenger RNA from Panicum hallii, 765 nucleotides. Its product is annotated as auxin-induced protein 15A-like. Gene Ontology annotation, biological process: response to auxin. NCBI's taxonomy places the organism in Eukaryota, Viridiplantae, Streptophyta, Magnoliopsida, Poales, Poaceae. The transcript has a single exon. The record is from RefSeq and is a predicted model, not a curated record. Bases 73 to 459 code for a protein of 128 amino acids.